AUGCCCAGCGGAGGAGGAGCCAUCAAGGGGAUGAAAGAAGCUUCCGACGUCAACCUAGUCUCUGGAAGCGUCACGAUGAGCGUCCCGAUUUCAGUCACGGCGUCUUCACGCUGGGGCAUGCCGAACAUAUCCUUGUCAUACGACUCCGGGGCUGGGAACGGGCCGUUUGGACUUGAAUGGCAUCUGCUUGGAUUGCCCGCUAUCGAACGUAAGACGGCCAAUGGUCUGCCAACAUACGAAGAUGGUAUAGACAGAUUUAUGCUGAAUGGGAACGAAAUCGUGCCACUUUUUGAACCCGACGGGCUCGGUGACUGGAAAAUGAACGACGACGGCACUUACAAACUGGACCAACGACUCCAAGAUGGACAUCAAGUGUGCAAGUAUAGCCGCUGCGUAGAUCACUCAUUCGAGCGCAUUGAGAAGUGGACCAACGCAGGGGACCCGGCUGAUGUUCACUGGCGAGUCUUGUCGUCGAAGAACGAGACACAAAUCUUUGGUGGCUCUAAAGACUCCCGGGUUGCGCAAGGCCCUCGGGUAUUCCGUUGGCUGCUAUGCGAGUCAUAUGACAAGCAUGUCUUCACGGGCAACGGUAUUGGUCCUCAAGCGUAUCAAGUACGGAAACAUGACAAACAUCGUGGUGAAGACUGGAACACUGUAGCGUCGUCCGUAAGCUUGAAAUACCUUUUCGAAGUCGUCUUCGACUAUGCCGAGCACGCCAAUGAGGUAGAAGAUGCAUGCGAAGAGUCCCCAUCCGGCUGGCCAGUGAGAUCGGAUCCCUUCUCUGUCUACACGCCUGGCUUCGAGCUGCGAACCUACCAUCUGGUGUACACCGAGAACGCGAACAUUUCGUUCCUAGAAAGUGUGUGUCAGACUGGCUACACAACGACGGCCAGCACGAAGACAGUCACUAGCACCCGUCCACCCAUGGAAUUCGAAUAUACUAGUGCCCCGCAAGCAAUUGACCUGCAACAGCUUACGUUCGAGGCUUUUUAUGCGAGUUCUGUCCAAAGUAUCCCGACUAAUACUUUCUCUGAGAUCCAAUGGGUAGACCUGGCGGGAGACGGCACAACAGGUAUCUUGGGCCAGAGCAACAAUGCAUGGCGUUCUACCAAUGCCAAUACAGCCCCGAUGACGGCAGUUUCACCUGGCUUCCCUAUGCCGCCUUCGAAUCAUGGCCACUCAUCGAUCUUCAAAGCCCGGAACUACGGAUACGACCUGCGAUGCGGUGCCAAAGAUUUCACCAAUGCCCUGUACCGACACGCUACUCUCAUUGUGAACGCCUAG
This is a messenger RNA of Colletotrichum truncatum, 1284 nucleotides long. Lineage: Eukaryota; Fungi; Ascomycota; Sordariomycetes; Glomerellales; Glomerellaceae. The record is from RefSeq and is a predicted model, not a curated record.